Messenger RNA from Sorghum bicolor (sorghum), 6723 nucleotides. Its product is annotated as ABC transporter D family member 1. The coding region runs from base 366 to 6452 and encodes 2028 amino acids. NCBI's taxonomy places the organism in Eukaryota, Viridiplantae, Streptophyta, Magnoliopsida, Poales, Poaceae. Gene Ontology annotation, cellular component: peroxisomal membrane. Gene Ontology annotation, molecular function: ATP hydrolysis activity; ATP binding; metal ion binding. The record is from RefSeq and is a predicted model, not a curated record. Gene Ontology annotation, biological process: long-chain fatty acid import into peroxisome; peroxisome organization; fatty acid beta-oxidation. The transcript is spliced from 42 exons.
UCCUUCUCCUUCCCGUCGCCGUCUCUCUCUCUCUCCACCCUUUUCCUCUCCUAUUUACCUCAUGAGUAGUAUUCUUUUUUGUAUUUAUUUAUUUAUUUAUAUCCGCCUCCUCAAUUUUUUGUUUCCUCUCUCUCGCUGCGCGUCUUCGUCUCCUCCUGCGGACUGCGGUGGCGGCCGCCGGCGAUCCCCGAUCGGCGACACUCAGAUUCGAAUUCUGUCCAUUGCGCUGCACGGUAGCAGUAGACAAUCUUGCUUCUCGGUGUUUUGCUUGUCUCUAGUUGAUCAUUCAGAUGCCCGUACAGCUCAGUUGUUCUAGCUAGCUUUAUAUAUAUUAUAUCUGGUCGAAGAGGGCCAGUCUAGCAACAAUGUCAUCACUUCAGUUAUUGCAACUAACAGAGCGCGGGCGCAACCUUUUGUCUUCAAGAAGGAGAACAAUCGCAAUUGUUUCUGGGGCAGUACUUGCUGGUGGAACUUUAGCAUAUGCCCAGUCAGGUCGAUGGAAAAAGCAUCAGGAAGUAAAUUCUUGCAGUGACGCAAACUCACAUAGCAGUAAUAACGGAAGAACUAGUCAGAAUGGAAUUGAUGGUAAAUUGGUUAAAACAAGGAAAAAGAAAAGUGGACUGAAGUCCUUACAUUUUCUGGCUGCUAUUUUACUUAAGAAGAUUGGCCCGAAUGGAACGAAUUACCUUAUUGGCUUGAUAUUAACAGCAGUCUUGCGUACAGCUGUUGGCCACAGAUUAGCAAAAGUACAAGGGUAUUUAUUCAGAUCUGCAUUCCUUCGGCGUAUUCCGACCUUUACACGUCUCAUUAUCGAAAAUCUUUUUCUAUGCUUUCUCCAAUCCACAUUAUAUCAGACGUCAAAAUACUUAACAGGAUCCUUAGGCUUGCACUUCAAGAAAAUCUUGACAGAUCUUGUCCAUGCUGAUUAUUUUGAGAACAUGGUGUACUACAAGAUCUCACAUGUUGAUCAUCGAAUCUCAAACCCAGAGCAAAGGAUUGCAAGUGACAUACCAAAGUUCUGCUCAGAAUUAAGUGACCUUGUACAAGAUGAUCUGGCUGCAAUUAUAGAAGGGUUAAUAUACAUCUGGCGCCUAUGCUCUUACGCAAGUCCAAAAUAUGUAUUAUGGAUUCUGGCAUAUGUCUUAGGUGCUGGUGGUACAAUUAGAAAAUUUUCUCCUGCUUUUGGCAAGCUGAAGUCUAUGGAACAACAGCUAGAGGGGGAAUAUCGCCAACUCCAUUCACGAUUGAGAACCCACGCUGAGAGUGUGGCGUUUUAUGGUGGUGAGAACAGAGAAGCAUCACAUAUUAAGCAGCGGUUCCGGGCACUUGUUAAACACUUGAAUGUUGUUCUUCAUGAAAACUGGUGGUUUGGCAUGAUUCAAGAUUUUCUUCUGAAGUAUCUUGGCGCCACUGUGGGAGUUAUCCUAAUUAUUGAACCUUUCUUUGCGGGGAAUCUUAAACCUGAAUCAUCCACCUUAGGACGGGCAGAGAUGUUGAGCAAUCUUCGCUACCACACCAGCGUGAUAAUAUCACUAUUUCAAUCUCUUGGAACCCUUUCUAUUGGUUCAAGGCGCUUAAAUAUUCUCAGUGGUUAUGCUAAUCGUAUUCAUGAAUUACUGGAUGUCUCGCGUGAGCUAUCUGGUGGUCGUGAUAGAUUGAUUACUCAAAAUUCCUCUGAUGGAAAUUAUAUCAGUGAGGCAAAUUAUAUAGAGUUUUCAGGUGUUAAGGUGGUGACACCUUCUGGGAAUGUCUUGGUUGAUAAUUUGAACCUUCAUUUGGAGUCAGGCUCUAAUCUGUUGAUCACUGGUCCCAAUGGUAGUGGAAAAAGCUCCCUUUUCCGUGUUCUUGGUGGUCUGUGGCCGAUGGUAUCUGGUCAUAUUGUCAAACCUGGUGUUGGUUCCAAUCUCAACAAGGAAAUAUUUUAUGUGCCCCAGAGACCAUAUACAGCUGUCGGAACACUUCGCGACCAGUUAAUCUAUCCACUCACAGCAGACCAAGAGACUGAACCACUCAGCUAUGGUGGCAUGGUGGAUCUUCUAAAGAAUGUUGAUCUGGAAUACUUGCUAGAACGCUAUCCUCUUGAUAAGGAAGUUAACUGGGGUGACGAAUUGUCUCUUGGUGAGCAGCAAAGAUUAGGAAUGGCUAGACUGUUCUAUCAUAAGCCAAAGUUUGCUAUCCUGGAUGAAUGCACUAGUGCUGUGACAACUGAUAUGGAAGAGCGCUUCUGCAAAAGGGUUCGAGCAAUGGGCACAUCAUGCAUAACAAUAUCUCACCGUCCAGCAUUAGUUGCAUUUCAUGAAAUAGUUUUAUCCUUAGAUGGUGAAGGAGGGUGGAAUAUUCAGGACAACAGAAAUGGUUCUUCCUUCUCUCCUGAACUUGAGUUUGAUGUGCUCGAGUCAUCAGAAAGUGAUCGCAAGUCUGAUGCACUUACUGUUCAAAGGGCUUUCAUCACCAGCACAAAGGGCAAUUCAUCAAUGAAGCCCAAGAAGCUGUCCUAUUCAACAGAGGUCAUAGCAUCUUCGCCCAUUGUGGAGAUAGAACAUACAGUACAAUCAUCUAUUGUCACACAAUUGCAAUGCUCUCCAAGACCUUUGCCUGUCAGAGUUGCUGCAAUGUCUCAAAUACUGGUUCCAAAGCUAUUUGAUAAACAAGGAGGGCAGCUGCUUGCAGUGGCGCUACUUGUAUUCUCCCGCACUUGGAUUUCAGAUCGUAUAGCUUCAUUGAAUGGAACAAGUGUUAAGUAUGUCUUGGAGCAGGACAAAGCUGCCUUCAUUCGUUUGGCUGGCAUCAGUGUGCUGCAAAGUGCAGCUAAUUCCAUCGUGUCACCCUCACUGAGGAAUCUUACUUCAAGAAUUGCCCUUGGAUGGCGGAUUCGCAUGACCAAUCAUCUGCUUCAAUAUUAUUUGAAAAGAAACGCUUUUUACAAGGUAUUCAACAUUUCAGGUAUGAGUAUGGAUGCAGACCAAAGAAUGACACAUGAUGUAGAGAAGUUGACCAAUGAUCUUGCUGGCUUGCUCACUGGUAUGGUGAAGCCACUAGUUGAUAUUAUUUGGUUUACAUGGAGAAUGAAGCUUUUGUCUGGGCGAAGAGGGGUUGCUAUACUGUAUGCUUACAUGUUCCUAGGUCUUGGUUUUCUAAGAGCUGUGUCCCCUGACUUUGGUGAUCUUGCAAACAAAGAACAAGAACUUGAAGGCACGUUCAGGUUCAUGCACUCAAGAUUGCGGACACAUGCUGAGUCAAUAGCUUUCUUUGGUGGUGGAUCAAGGGAGAAAGCUAUGAUUGACGCUAAAUUCACGACAUUGCUCAACCACUCGAAGGUUCUAUUGAGAAAAAAAUGGCUUUAUGGUAUUUUUGAUGAUUUUGUGACGAAACAGCUUCCUCAUAAUGUGACAUGGGGGCUGAGUAUGCUAUAUGCUUUGGAGCACAAGGGAGACCGAGCUUUGACUUCAACUCAAGGGGAGCUGGCACAUGCUCUGAGGUUCUUGGCAUCUGUGGUGUCACAAAGCUUCAUAGCGUUUGGUGAUAUUCUUGAGUUACACAAGAAGUUCCUUGAACUCUCUGGUGGUAUUAACAGAAUAUUUGAGCUUGAGGAGCUUCUACAGGCAUCACAAAGCAAUCCUGUCGUGCCUUCUGAUGCUAUAAAUGCCACUUCUGAAGAAAUAAUUUCCUUCCGUGGCGUGGAUAUUGUAACACCAUCACAGAAACUAUUGGCUAGCCAAUUGUCUUGUGAUGUAUCUCAAGGGAAAAGCCUUCUUGUGACUGGUCCAAAUGGUAGCGGCAAGAGUUCUAUUUUUAGGGUGCUCCGAGGUUUGUGGCCCAUUGCUUCUGGUAGACUUACCAAGCCAUCUGAAGGAAUUUUUAAUGUUCCUCAACGCCCAUAUACUUGUCUUGGAACCUUGAGGGAUCAAGUUAUAUACCCUCUCUCUCAUGAGGAGGCAAAGUUGAAGAUGCUCUCAUAUGAAACAAGUGACAAGUCUACCGCUUCCAAGAUGUUGGAUGAUCACCUGAAGACGAUUCUAGAGAAUGUCCGCUUGGUGUAUCUUCUAGAAAGAGAAGGCUGGGAUGCUACUCCUAACUGGGAAGAUAUUCUGUCCUUGGGAGAACAGCAGAGGCUGGGGAUGGCUCGUCUGUUCUUUCACUGUCCUAAAUAUGGCAUCCUCGACGAAUGCACUAAUGCCACAAGUGUGGACGUUGAAGAGCAUUUAUACAGGCUAGCAACCAACAUGGGCAUAACAGUUAUCACAUCCUCACAAAGGCCUGCUCUGAUUCCCUUCCAUUCCUUGGAACUGAAACUCAUUGAUGGCGAAGGAAAGUGGGAGCUUUGUCUAGCGCUGCUGCGAGAGCAGGACGAGCAGGCCCUGUGGGCCGACGAGGAUCUCGCUGAGGAAGCUGACGAGUCCAAACCAGACGACGGGCGUGACGUCGACGCCGCCGAGCGGCGGGAUGAGCCUGCGGGUGACGGCGAGGAACGGCUCCGUGGGAUGAAGAGGAAGCCGAACGCCGACAGCACCGGCCCCGCCACGCCCGCCACCGCCUUCGCCGUCGCCGGGUCCAGGUCACCCAGCACCGCCACCGCGCGGUACAGGGUGUCCACCAGCGACGGUCCCGAUUCCACCACCCCGGCGGCUGAAUCGAUCAGGGAAGAUGGACGUGGGCAUGGAUCAAAGGAAGCAAGUGACCUUGGUGGUGGCCGCGACGGCGAGGCACCUCCAUCUCCUAGCGGGUCGUCUGGCGGAGAAGAUGGAAGAGACGGUCCUGGGCAUGGAAGGCUUGGGAGCUACGAGCAAGGACGCCUCCAUCUCCAUGAGAGGCAAUGGUGGAAGCAGCAGCUGCAGCUCCUGCCACUGCCUCUGCUUGGCCUUCUUGUGUUCGAAGUAAAACCCAAAGCCAACCCUACGGCCCAACAAUCCAAACACCAAACACCUUCGCCUUCCCGUCCCUUCCCCCGAGUCGCCACCGGACUUACACCGCCGUCGCCUCCGAUGCUCUCCAGGAUGCUGCCGCGGCUGCGCUCCUCCGCCCGAGUGUGCGGACAGGAACCCGCGGCGGCGGCGCGACGGCUCUCCGCAGCUGAAGCCUUCGCUGAGUGUGAGGGCUCACUCCUGCGCCCUCUUCCCGGGCUGGACCUCCCGCCGUGCCUCCCCGACAACCUGAGCCGCAGUCCCACCCGGGUCACCACGCUCCCCAACGGCCUCCGCAUCGCCUCCGAGGACAUCCCGGGUCCUUCUGCGUGCAUCGGUUUCUUCGUCAACUCCGGCUCCGUCUACGAGUCCGGGGAGACCACCGGCGUCUCGCACAUGCUGGAGAGGAUGGCCUUCAAGGACACCAAGCACCGGAGCCACCUCAACAUCGUGCACGAGCUCGAGCUUGCUGGGGGCAACGUCGGCGCCUCAGCCUCCAGGGAGCAGAUGGUCUACAGCUAUGAUACGCUCAAGGGAUACAUGCCGGAGGCUCUCGAGAUCCUCAUUGACUGCAUGCGCAACCCGCUCUUCCUCCAGGAAGAAGUCGAACGGCAGCUGGUCCUUGCUCGAGAAGAAGUCCAGGAGCUGCAGAAGAACCCUGAGAGGUUUCUUCAUGAACAGCUUAACCUUGUUGGAUUUUCGGGUGCUCUUGCAAAUCCGCUAAUAGCUCCUGAGGAUGCCCUUGCGAGAAUUAAUGACAAAAUUAUUCAAAAAUUCUAUAGUGAAAAUUUUACUGCUGAUCGUGUGGUUCUAGCAGCAUCAGGUGUUGAUCACGAACACUUGCUAGGCUAUGCAGAUCUUUUGUUGAAAGAUUGGCACAAGGGGACCCCAAUAGAAAAGCCAAAGUCUACAUAUGUUGGUGGAGAUUCCAGACACAAAGCAGAUUCAGAUAUGACACAUGUUGCAUUAGCUUUUGAAGUGCCAGGGGGCUGGCUCCAAGAGAGAGACGCUACAAUUAUGACUGUCAUACAGACUUUAAUGGGUGGUGGUGGUUCAUUCUCCUCUGGUGGUCCUGGAAAAGGGAUGCAUUCACGGCUUUAUCUACGUGUCCUAAAUAAAUAUCACUCUGUUGAGUCUUUUUCUGCAUUUAGUAAUGUAUAUGACAGCAGUGGCCUCUUUGGUAUCUACUUAACCACGCCAUCAGAUUUUGUGGCAAAGGCUGUUGAUAUCGCAAUAAGUGAAUUAGUUGCUGUUGCAACUCCUGGAGAAGUGACAGAGGUUGAACUGCAACGAGCGAAAAACUCAACGAUUUCAUCUGUAUUAAUGAAUCUUGAAUCUAGGGUAGUUGUUGCAGAAGAUAUUGGAAGGCAGAUGUUAUCUUAUGGUUGCAGGAAGCCUAUUGACUACUUCCUUCAAUGUAUGGAAGAAAUUACUCUAGAUGAUGUUGCAACAUUUGCUAGGAAGAUGCUAGCUUCGCAACCCACAAUGGUUAGCUGGGGAAAUGUUGACAAAGUUCCUCCAUAUGAAUUUAUUUGCAAGCGGCUACAAUAGUACCCCUACACAAAUGACCUCAGGUGGACUUGAAGGAUCCUUUUGUGGAAAACUAAACAAUCACUUGUAUGAAGUGCCCUAGCUCAGAGACUGCUUUUCUUCUGGACAUGUAAUUUAGUGAGCUUAGGAUUUCAGCAUCUACAUUCAAUUGUAACUGUUCAAACAGCACAUAGUAAAUGAGAGAGGCUGACGAAAGGGGAAAAAAUGGAAGUUCCUUUGCAAAAAUCAACCGUCCCUCCAUGGCUCAUUUGUGCUUUAUUGUCAUGUUUAA